This is a messenger RNA of Moesziomyces aphidis, 1668 nucleotides long. The record is from the annotation of a GenBank genome assembly. NCBI's taxonomy places the organism in Eukaryota, Fungi, Basidiomycota, Ustilaginomycetes, Ustilaginales, Ustilaginaceae.
AUGGUCUCCGCCGAAGCCGUUCCUCUUCGACGCAUCGAGCCAGCUGCGCAUGCUUCGUCCACCCAUACAACCAUCCCGCAUAGACGCAGUCUGGACGCUAGUACGCAGAUGGUGACAUCCCGUGCGCCCGCCGGCCCUCGCACACGCCAGCUUCCGCGCGAGGCUUUGCAAAAACGCACGUCGUAUCGUCUCAACACCGCAUUCUUCUUGUUCGGCCUGCUCAACAAUGCGCUCUACGUCGUCAUCCUCACCGCUGCACUCGAGCUGCUUCCCCAAGGCGUACCCACAGGCCUGGUCAGUUUUGCCAACAUCUUCCCCGCGCUCAUCGCAAAGGCCGUAUGGCCGUACCUGCUGCGCGGCAGGGUGCGAUAUACCCGCCGCGUAUGGUCGUGUGCAGCACUCAGCUUUGUAGGCAUGCUGCUCGUAUCGUUCUUCCCCGCCCUCACAAUGCGCCUGCUCGGUAUCUCGCUCGCAUCGUUCUCGUCAGGUCUGGGCGAGUUGACGUUCUUGCAACUCAGCACACGCUAUGCGCCCAAGCAUCGAAGCGGUACGCUCGCCGCGAGUGCAGCAGCAAGUGCCGGGAUCGAGACCAACUUCGCCGGCGACGCAGUCGGAUGGUUUGCUAGCGGCACGGGCGCAGCCGGUCUCGUGGGCGCCGCGGCUUGGUGGGUCGUAAGGCCGCUGGGCGUGCAGACGGGUAUGGCGAUACUAAGCAUUCUUCCGGGGUUCAUGGUGCUGGCGUACCUGGCUGUGCUGCCGUCGAUCCAACAGCUGCUUGACGCAAAUCCAGCACGAGCACAAUACGCCCCCAUCUCGACAUCAGACGAGGCUGCCAGCCCCACUGGUGAGCAGCUUCAGGACGACGAUGAGGAUGAAGCUGCAGCUCUGUACGGCGCUGAAGCGGACGCAGGGAUGUCGGGCCCCAAGGACGGCGAUGGCGAGGGCGACGUCAAGGUGCGCUUAAGCUUUGCGGAAAAGAUGACGCUGCUUCGUCCGAUGUUGCUCCGCUACAUCCUGCCGCUCGUCACCGUGUACUUUGCCGAGUAUACGAUCAACCAAGGCGUAGCACCCACGCUGAUCUAUCCUUUGCCGACAUCCAGUUCGCAUCCGCUGCUGGCGCUGGUGGUCAAGAAGCUUACGGACUACUAUCCGCUGUACCAGCUGGUGUACCAGACGUUUGUCUUCCUCUCUCGCUCCUCCAUAUCCAUCUUCAAGCUUCCCGCCAUCCCUCGCCAUUUACUCUGGCUACCUGCAGUGCUGCAGACAGGUCUACUGGUGCUGCUGGCAUCGGAAAGCUUGUAUGCGUGGUUUAGGCAGAGCAUCGCAAGUCCGCUCGUCAUCGUGCUGAUCUGCAUCGAGGGUUUGGCAGGUGGUGCAGCGUACGUGUCGGUAUUCUACAGCAUAGGCGUCGACGAACAGAGCGAUUCGAAUCCCAUUGCUCUCCCCUCUGCAACGGACGAUGCCAGUCAGGCAGAAGGUGGCGAGCAUGCGUACGACCAGGCGUACGCAAUGGCGAAAAAGGCCCAGGAACACGAGUUCCGCAUCGGCUGCGUAGGCUUCGGAGACAGCCUCGGCAUCCUGGCAGCAAGCCUGAUCAGUAUGCCCCUCCAGCUGGGCCUGUGCAACGCCCAAGUCGCCGCCGGUCGCCAGCUCUGCAAGCAAGCCUAG